UGUAAAGUUUUAAACUAUUUCGUAGACCCAGUCCGGAGGAAAGUUUCGAAAAGAAGAUUUUGUUGACGCCACUUUCGCACCGCCUUAAUGCUAGUCGUGAUAAGAACUAUGUCUAGGUGCGCGAAGAGCUCGCUCUUAGUGUAUCCCUGUUUUUGAGUUGAAAAAAAAAACACCAAAACUCGAAUUUUAGUGGACUAGUAAGGCUAAACGGCAGGAUUCUCCGUGGAUGAGCCUCGCAAUAGUGAUCUCGGCGUUUCCUGCGCGCACCCUCGCGGCGGGAAUACAAAUUAAAGGGAAAGUAAAUACCUAUAUCGAUACAUAUCACGCGAAUGCCUAAAGCAUUGUAAGAGUUUUAAAUAUGAAUGUUACGGCGAGUAUAAUAUUCUAUUGGAGCUAUAUUUUUAUCUUCAAUCCCCGUGUGUACGUACGUAUGUGUAAGUUAACCUCGACUAUACUUUAGUCCAUACAGAUCCCGGUACACGCACACAAACCCCGGAUACAUGCCGUAUAUAUGUAGGGCCAAAAGGGUUUAAAGCCGACAAGGCUCGAGUCGAAAGUACCUCUGUCUUUUAACGUGCGACCCACCUACACACGUGAAUGUGCAAGUGACACAUACGUACGACGUUGCGUACGGUGUACCUACAUGUAGAUACAAUGUUCACGAUUCUAAUGUUAACGAGUUAAGAACUUCGGUGUGAAAUACAUAAUCCUGCACUGCACGUAUGCUUUCUCAUUGACAUUUCGAAUAUUUGACAUCUCUCCUCGACAAUGACAUGUCUAGGUACAGGUCGAAACUGACCUCUCAGGUGUUUGGGCUCUGCUCAUAAAUAAAUACAUAAUAUGUAUGUAUAUAAAUACAUGAGAAUCGGCAAAGGAACUCUAGAUCAAGGAUCACCUUUUGGUAUAUACAAAGUGAGUUGUCAAAAUUCCGGCAAGUUGUAGAAAUUCCCUCGCUACGGACAAUGUUCAGGAGGAACUCGGCGGUGGUAAUUAUUUUCUGGCUGAUCGAAUUAAAUUCCUGCAGUUCGGAUUGCUUCACCCCUUGGGGUAGUCCGGGUGUUUGCAAAAAUAUUAAACAAUGCGAGCCGAUGUUGGGCUUGUUGAAGAGGAGGCCUCUUUCCGAAGAAGCCUUGAACGUUUUGAAAAGUGCUCAGUGCGGAUUCGAAGGCAUGGAUCCGAAGGUGUGCUGCAGGUUGCAGAGAAAUGCAUCGGCUGUUGUUGUCACACCUGGAUCAGCUGAUCGGCUCCAAACCGCCUCCUCUACUCCAAGAAUAGACGUCGUAAAUUCGCAUCCAAAUCUGAGACUCCUGGAUGACGAAAUCUGCGGCCCGAUUGCGGAAGACAGGAUUUUCGGGGGCAGUCGAGCCGCGGUUUUCGAAUUCCCGUGGAUGGCUCUCCUGGCUUACGACAUUGGGAAACGACGCCCUGAGUUCAGGUGUGGAGCCUCUCUGAUUAACAGGAGGUACCUGCUCACAGCUGCCCACUGCGUCACCUCCCUUCCUUCGAACCUGAGGCUCAUCAGCGCGAGAAUCGGAGACCUGGACUUGUCAACGGACCGAGAUUGCGACCUCGCUGAGAGCUCUCAUAAAAUAAACUGUGCCGACAAACACGAAGACGUCGGCAUCGAGAGGGUCCACGUGCAUCCCGAGUUCUCUCGGGAGAAGUUGCACAACGACAUAGCCCUGAUAAGGAUGCGACGAGACGUGGAAUUUCGCUCGAGAAAUAUUCGCCCAAUUUGCCUGCCAAUUGGUCCCGCGGCGAUUUUGAAAAGCAAAAAAGUCACGGUGACAGGAUGGGGCGCCACGGAAAAUUCAACGAGGAGUUCCGAGCUCCUUAAGGUCGAAUUACCCGUAGUGGAUAUUACAAAAUGUGCCAGAGCCUACCAGAGCACUUCCAUCAGGAUCUGGCACAAGCAUUUGUGUGCCGGUGGUUCGAAUAAAAUGGACUCCUGCUCAGGAGACAGUGGAGGACCUCUUCAGGCUUUGAGUUUUGUGCAGGGUUCCCCUAAGGUAAUCCAAUAUGGCGUCGUGAGCUUCGGGCCUCAGAGUUGCGGGGUCGAAGGACUCCCUGGAGUCUACACCAGGGUCGCUUACUACAUUCGCUGGAUCCUGGAUACGAUUUAUGAAUAGUCAUUUAAUUUCUACGAUUAUUUGCUAUUUUAC
Molecule: messenger RNA, 2162 nt
Organism: Orussus abietinus
Lineage: Eukaryota; Metazoa; Arthropoda; Insecta; Hymenoptera; Orussidae
Product: melanization protease 1-like
Exons: 2
Coding region: 963-2129 (388 amino acids)
Biological process (GO): proteolysis
Molecular function (GO): serine-type endopeptidase activity
Source: RefSeq, a predicted model, not a curated record